CCCAGCCUCUAUCUCAUGUCGUAUACACUACUGGUGAAGGUCGAAGGUCAUGUGACCGAAGAAGUCAGAGCGUCCUUUAACACGUUGUUCGGUGCGUCAGAUCGCUCGGUCUCUGCAGUCAUGCUGAAGUCCCUGGCGCGGAUCGUAAACGGCGGGGUUCGGCUCGCCACAGUCUCGGCGUCCCGGGUGCUGGCGCCAGCUGGCCGGUCAGAGUUAAAUCUCACGAAAUUAGCGACAGUACGACCUUUUACUCGCUCUCUGUGGAUGAUGAGCAAAAACGGAGGAGGACACAGGCCCGGCUUUCUCAACUCAAACCAGCACAUCCAGCCUGUUUCUUGUGGCUGCGGAGGACUUCACACGGAAGGAGACAAAGCUUUUGCAGAGUUUCUAUCGGAUGAGAUCAAAGAAGAGAAGAAGAUCCAAAAAAGCAAAUCGCUUCCUGCGAUGUCUGGAGGAUGGGAGGUGGAACUGAAUGGCACAGAAGCAAAGCUAAUUAGAAAAACAGGCGGAGAAACGGUAACUGUCACAUUUAACGUGAACAAUAGUAUCCCACCUAACUUUGAGGAAGAACCAGAGGAAGGACAGAAACCAUCUGAGAACGAGCCAGAAAUUGUUUCAACACCCAACUUUGUGGUUGAAGUAACGAAACAAGAUGCAAAGCAUUCAUUGGUAUUUGAUUGUCAUUAUCCUGAAGAUGAGACGGGACGUGGGGAAGAGGAGGAGGAUGGUGACAUCUUUGCCAUACGGGAAGUAAGCUUCCAGCCAGCUGGAGAUGAUGAUUGGAAGGAGACCAGCUAUACCCUUAACACAGAUUCCCUGGACUGGGCCCUCUAUGACCACCUGAUGGACUUCCUGGCCGAGCGGCGGGUGGAUAACACUUUUGCUGAGGAGCUCAUGGAGCUGAGCACUGCACUGGAGCACCAGGAAUACAUCAAGUUUCUGGAAGAUCUGAAAAGCUUCAUCAAGUGCCAGUAAGCUAUAGGCUGCUGUUCUGGAGCAUUCUAUAGUCACCCUGUUGAUGACCAUAUACUAAUAAAAAAAAAAAAAAUCCUG
Messenger RNA from Brienomyrus brachyistius, 1053 nucleotides. RefSeq names its product complement component 1, q subcomponent binding protein (gene c1qbp). The transcript is spliced from 7 exons. Gene Ontology annotation, cellular component: mitochondrial matrix. The record is from RefSeq and is a predicted model, not a curated record. Lineage: Eukaryota; Metazoa; Chordata; Actinopteri; Osteoglossiformes; Mormyridae. Gene Ontology annotation, biological process: cytosolic ribosome assembly. The coding region runs from base 16 to 975 and encodes 319 amino acids.